This is a messenger RNA of Anneissia japonica, 4391 nucleotides long. Its product is annotated as zinc finger protein 493-like. The coding region runs from base 147 to 2990 and encodes 947 amino acids. The transcript has 4 exons. The record is from RefSeq and is a predicted model, not a curated record. Gene Ontology annotation, cellular component: nucleus. Gene Ontology annotation, molecular function: DNA-binding transcription activator activity, RNA polymerase II-specific; RNA polymerase II cis-regulatory region sequence-specific DNA binding. NCBI's taxonomy places the organism in Eukaryota, Metazoa, Echinodermata, Crinoidea, Comatulida, Comatulidae. Gene Ontology annotation, biological process: regulation of transcription by RNA polymerase II.
CCGCCGUUUGUAAGAAACGUGCUUACGCCCUCUGUUCUUUAGUCGUAAACAAGGUUGCGAAGAGAAGUGUUUGGUUUUUGUUCAGGUUGUUUUUUGAAGUUAUUUUAUUUUCUUUAUGUUCGAAGAUCUCACAAUAUUCCGGCAUCAUGGAUCAAGAAUUUGCUGUUGUUAAAAAAGAACCAACUAUUUUCGGAUAUGAAAUUAAUGGUAAUCAGAAUUCAGAAAUUAAAGUUGAAAUAGGUCUGAACAGUGAUUUUCUCAACAAUGAUGAAGACAAUAUUAAAAAUAAAGAACAGUUGUCAGGAAAAACAGGAAUUUUUGUUGCUGAAAACUCUCAUUUAAUUAUUUAUUCUGGUAACAAUAACCAAAAGGAGAAAAAUGUGAAUGAAUGCAGUGAAAUAAAAGAGAAAAAUGAAUAUUCGAAGGAACAUAACAAAAGGAACUAUGAAGGAUUGACACAUGAAUGUGACCAUUGCGGAGCGAAUUUUGAUUUUAUGACAUUGAAAACACAUAUGGGAAUCAAAACAGAAGAUAAAUCAUUUCAAUGUAAACAUUGUGUAAAGGGAUUUAAUCAGGCAAGCAAAUUGGAAGAACAUUUGAGAACACAUACAGGAGAGACAUCUUGCAAACAUUGUGAAAAGAAGUUUAAACACCCUAGCCGGUUGAAAAGACAUAUGAAAAUACAUAAAAGAGAGACACUAUAUGAAUGUGAAUAUUGUGGAAAAAAGUUUAAAGUCAGUCACAAGUUAAAAGCGCACUUGCAAGUACAUACAGGUACAGGAGAGGGACAAUUCGAAUGUGGACACUAUGGAAAGAAGUUUAAGACAAGUGACAGUUUAAGAUCCCAUUUGAACAUACCAUAUUUAUGUGAACAUUGUGGAGAGAUAUUAAAAGAUAUUACCACUUUUAAGACACAUUUGGAUAUGCAUGCAAAGCAAAAAGUGUUUGAAGACAAUACCAUUUUGAAAGCACUUCCUGCGCCACAAACAGCAGAAGAACUCUACAAAUGCGAACAUUGUGGACAAAAGUUUAAAGAUGGCAGCACUUUGAAGACACAUUUGAGUAUUCAUACAGAAGAAUUAUCAUACGAUUGUGAACUAUGUGAAAAGAAGUUUGAAAGUAAUAGCAGUUUGAAAGUACAUCUUAGGAUACAUACAGCAGAAGAACUCUAUAAAUGUGAACAUUGUGGACAAAAGUUCAAAGAUGGCAGCAUUUUGAAGACACAUUUGGGUAUUCAUACAGAAGAAUUAUCAUACGAUUGUGAACUAUGUGAAAAGAAGUUUGAAAACAAGAGCAGUUUGAAAGCACAUCUUGGGAUACAUACACCAGAAGAACUGUACAAAUGUAAACAUUGUGGACAAAAGUUUAAAGAUGGGAGCACUUUGAAGGCACAUUUGUUUAUUCAUACAGAAAAUUUACCAUACGAUUGUGAACUAUGUGAAAAGAAGUUUAAAAAGAAGAGCAGUUUGAAAGCACAUCUUAGGAUACAUACAGCAGAAGAACUGUACAAAUGUAAACAUUGUGGACAAAAGUUUAAAGAUGGGAGCACUUUGAAGACACAUUUGGGUAUUCAUAUAGAAGAGGUACCUGUAUCAUACGAUUGUGAACAUUGUGAAAAGAAGUUUUUAAAUAAUAGCAGUUUGAAAGCACAUCUUAGGAUACAUACAGCAGAAGAACUCUAUGAAUGUGAACAUUGUGGACAAAAGUUCAAAGAUGGCAGCACUUUGAAGACACAUUUGGGUAUUCAUACAGAAGAGGUACCUGUAUCAUACAAUUGUGAACAUUGUGAAAAGAAGUUUUUAAAUAAUAGCAGUUUGAAAGCACAUCUUAGGAUACAUACAGCAGAAGAACUCUAUGAAUGUGAACAUUGUGGACAAAAGUUCAAAGAUGGCAGCACUUUGAAGGCACAUUUAUUUAUUCAUACAGAAGAGUUACCAUACGAUUGUGAACUAUGUGAAAAGAAGUUUGAAAAUAAGAGCAGUUUGAAAGCACAUCUUGGGAUACAUACACCAGAAGAACUGUACAAAUGUAAACAUUGUGGACAAAAGUUUAAAGAUGGGAGCAUUUUGAAGACACAUUUGGGUAUUCAUACAGAAGAGGUAUCAUACGAUUGUGAACAUUGUGAAAAGAAGUUUAAAAAUAAUGGCAGUUUGAAAGGACAUUUGAGGAAACAACAUACAGAUAAAAAAUGUGAACAUUGUAAACAAAUGUUUAACGACCAUCAGACUUUGCAAAAUCAUAGACAGGAUGUUCAUUUGAAAACAUUGAGGAAACAUACAACAGAAAAAUGCGAACACUGUGAACAAAAGUUUAAAAACCAUCAGACUUUGAAAAGGCAUUUAAUGAUACAUGCAAAGCAAGGGAAAACAUAUACACCGUAUGAAUGUGAACAUUGUGGAAGACAAUUUAAAUAUAAAUGCAAUUUGAUAAGGCAUUUAAAGAUGCAUGCAAAGCAACAUAAAUGUACACAUUGUGGAAAGAAGUUUAAACGGAAUCGUGAACAAACAUCACCAUUUGUAUGUGAUGAAUGUGAGAAAGAGUUUAAAGAAAAACAAACUUUGAAAAGACAUAUACAAAAGAGUAUACAUACUGAAAUAAAAACAAUUGGAUGUGAACAUUGUGGAAAAAUGUUUAAAAAAGUGAGUAAGUUGAAGGAACAUAUGCAAAUUCAUGCAGAAGAGAAACCGCAUGUUUUGCAAAAUCAUCUGAUAGUACAUGCAGGAGAGAAAUCACAUGAUUGUGAACAUUGUGGGAAAAAGUUUCAACACAAAGACUAUUUGAACACACAUUUGAGAAUAUGUCAUACAAGAGAGACAUCAUUUGUAUGUAACCAUUGUGGAAAGAAGUGUCGACAAAAAGGCAGUUUGAACACACCGUUAGGAGCGGCAUCAUUUGUAUGUGAACACUGUGGAAAGAAUUGUAAACCUACUGCUAAAACAAUGGUAAUGCCUCACUCAGUUUGGUCUCAGAUUCACUCCACAUUUUCAUAAGACGAUUCAUUUUGAAUGUACAGUAAAAUACUGUACUAUUGAUUCCAAUGCGUAGUUUUGGAAAUUUAUAUUUAUAUACAUUAGUACAGGAACCAUUGUAAUGAGCUUGUAUUAAACAACGACUUAUUUCCAAUGGGAUCCUUGAGAAAAUAAACAAUAGUAUAGUAAAAUUAAAUUACAAGGCCGCAUUGCAUAAAAUAGUAGGUUAGAAAAGCAUAUUGGUUUUGCCCGGUCGCCAUGUAAUUUCAUUUAGUGUUUAAUGUGUUCCAUAUGUGUUUGAUCCAAUGACCGGGGUAAUAAUGUGAAGCGCUUAGAGGCUUUGUUAAGGCAUUAAGCGCUAUAUAAGAACGACAUAUUAUUAUUAUAUUAAAAUGUGUUAAUACAAUUAUUAAAAGUGUAUACAAUUUUGAAAGGUAUAACAAUUAAUUAUUAAUACUUUUAAAGUCGUUUUUAUACAGGUUUCAUGGGCUAUCCUAGUAUACUGAACCAUGGUUUACAACAUCGCAUUUUAUUUAGUUCGAUUUUUAAUCUUUUUCCCAAUUUUAAACUAUGUUUAACUUUUAGGAAAGUCAUUGUUAUAUUUGCUAUUUAUUGUUAUGAUGUUGCAGUAUACUGAAUAAAGUCAAGUCAAGCUUGAUUUAUAAUGUAUUAUAUACCUAUAUUUCAGGCAUCUGAUUGGUUAAAAAGUGGGUAAUAAUUUCAACUAUCACUUCUAUAUACUUUAAAUGAUAGUUCAUAAAAUCUUGUUAAGUGAUAGUACUUUUUUGCCCAGUUGCCAUGUAAUUUCUAGGUCCCACUUAACUUCACUGUGGAAUUUAUGACAUGCACCAUAAAAACGACUGCGACCUCUACAACGAGAUUGGCCCUUUGACACCCUAAGCCUAGGACGUAGGCCUAGACCUACUUGAUGUGUACUCUUUCCAUUAUGUUUUUUAGGCCUCAUAGGAUCUAUGUAUGAGGUAUACAGUAUAAAACGAAUAUUGACUGCUCUAGAUUCGGGGAACGGAAAUCUAGCCCCUCAUUGAAUUGGAGACCGUAGCCUACUAUCUUCCCUAGGGCAUGCCUAGGGCCAAAGGCCCAAGAUAAGAUAGUAGGUAACGGUCUCCACAUCACCUUGAGGCAAUAGAUCUCACCGUUCCCCUCAUGAGCAGUCAAUGUAAAAAAAUAAAUGCCUUUUGAAUUGAAACGAAUUGAAUUGAAUGUACAGGUACAGUAUGUGUAUUUGUACAUAAUGUAUGUACAGUAUGUACAUGCUUCUAUUCAGAUAUUGUAAGGCAAGUAAAAUUUAAAUUUUACUUAAGUUAGUUCUGAAUUUUGGUACUGUAGUUGGUUAUAGUCAUUGAUUUCUAUUUUUGUAAUUUCAUAUUUGCCUAAAAAUAUUAAUAAAGUCAUAAAUGAUGA